AUUAUAUAUAUAAUACCCAAAUCAUGUUGCAUUUUCAAAACAAACCAAAAACACAACUCUUUUUUCUAAAAUUCUUACACUUAAAAACCAAUUUUCUUCUUCUGAAAUGGAUUGGACCAGAGGCCAUACCAUAGGCCACGGCUCCACCGCCGCCGUCUCCGUCGCCAAGUCAUGCUUCUCCGAUGAUGUUUUUGCUGUUAAGUCAGUAGAGCUAUCCCAGUCGCAGUUAUUACAAAAGGAGCAGAAAAUUCUUUCCGAAUUGAGGUCCCCUUAUAUAGUUAGCUACAAGGGAUACGAUGUUACGAAAGAGAACGAUAAACACAUGUUUAAUCUUAUGAUGGAGUACAUGCCGAACGGUACACUUUCCGAUGAAAUUCGGAAACAGGAUGGUCGGAUGAACGAGCCGUUGAUUGGGUAUUACACGAAGCAAAUUGUACACGGACUAGAGUACCUACAUUCAAGGAACAUAGCACACUGUGACAUAAAGGGGCACAACAUUUUGUUAGGAAAAACCGGUGCCAAAAUUGCCGAUUUUGGAUGUUCCAGGUGGUGGAUUGAUCCGACGGAGAGGGACGGUGGUAGGGCGGCUUCUUCCACCGAGCCAAUUGGAGGAACGCCGAUGUUCAUGGCACCAGAGGUGGUGCGUGGGGAAGAACAGGGGUGUCCUGCUGAUAUUUGGGGAUUGGGAUGUACAAUUAUUGAAAUGGCCACGGGUGGAUCAGCAUGGACAAAUGUGACAAACGCGGCGUCAUUCCUUUACAGGAUUGCAUUUUCUGGGGAAUCCCCUGAAAUUCCAAAAUUCCUGUCCUUACAAGCAAAGGAUUUUUUAAACAAAUGCUUGAGAAGAGAUGCAAAAGAAAGAUGGACGGCUAAACAACUCCUCCAACAUCCAUUUCUUGAGGAAAAUUCUAAUCCGAAUUCUUCAGCAAAUCAAGAUUUUGUGACAAGCUCCCCAACCAGCAUUCUUGAUCAAGACAUUUGGAAUUCAGUAGACGAAUCAGAAACCAUAGAUUCUACAAUACAAACAGUAAGCUCAAUGGAUUCUCCUCUUCAAAGGGUAAGUAAAUUGGGACAGAAUUCAGGUAAACCAAAUUGGUGCUUGGAUGAUGAGAUUUGGACCACAGUUAGAAAAACCAAUGAAGGAGAUGGAACAAUGACAGCUUUUUCUGAAAUGGAGUUGGAAAGCUGUUUUGGUAGUAAGGAGUUAGAAAUAAAUUACUACUUUGAUCAUAACUUUUGCUGUAACACAGUGGUACAAAAGAGCUCUGUAAUUAACAGUCUCAAUUUUCCGAGGCAUUUGACAUAUUCACUAAAUAAAAUUCAUUGUUCAUAAAAUUCUUUCUUACUAUUUUUUUUUGGUAAAUGCUUGUCAGUGUGCAAAGGUUAAAAAGAAUGGAUUAUGGGACAUAACCAAAGGAGAAAGAUUUGUUAACAAUUCACUCCGUACUCUUGUGAAAAGGGACUACUCUGUUUU
Messenger RNA from Solanum dulcamara, 1474 nucleotides. RefSeq names its product mitogen-activated protein kinase kinase kinase 18-like. Gene Ontology annotation, biological process: protein phosphorylation. Gene Ontology annotation, molecular function: protein kinase activity; ATP binding. Lineage: Eukaryota; Viridiplantae; Streptophyta; Magnoliopsida; Solanales; Solanaceae. The coding region runs from base 107 to 1333 and encodes 408 amino acids. The record is from RefSeq and is a predicted model, not a curated record. The transcript has a single exon.